Messenger RNA from Yarrowia lipolytica CLIB122, 969 nucleotides. RefSeq lists its product as uncharacterized. Gene Ontology annotation, cellular component: endoplasmic reticulum-Golgi intermediate compartment; membrane; endoplasmic reticulum. The record is from RefSeq and is a predicted model, not a curated record. Gene Ontology annotation, biological process: Golgi organization. NCBI's taxonomy places the organism in Eukaryota, Fungi, Ascomycota, Dipodascomycetes, Dipodascales.
AUGUCGAUCCGAGGCACCGCCAAAUACCACCAGAUACCCGUCCAGAGCGACGCGCCGCAAUUCGCAGCCCCCCAGGGUCAACAGUUUUCGUCCUACUCCCAGAACCGCGACUUCAACCUCAAAUCCACAAUCACAGAGGGCGACUUUGCCGACAAGGUCAAGGCCGUGACCCAGAAGAUUGAGGUCUUCCUGGACAAGUACUCGGGCCCGGUCAAGCCCCAUCUUCCCACCCUCGGCCGGUUCCUCAUUGUCGUCACUUUCCUGGAGGACGCGCUCCGAAUCCUCACACAGUGGUCUGACCAGGUCUACUACAUCACCAACUUCAAGCACAUCCCCAAGUUUAUCACCGUCAUCUUUCUGCUGCUCAACGUGGUUGCCAUGAUCGCCGGAUCCUUCAUGGUCACCGCCAAGAAGCGAAUUGAGGUCGGUUGCGGUCUGCUGGUCGGAGUCAUUGUCACCCAGGCUCUGGCCUACGGCCUCAUCUUUGACUUUGGCUUCAUUCUGCGAAACCUGUCCGUCAUUGGCGGUCUUUUCAUCGCUCUUAACGACGCCUUUGUCAAGGACAAGUCCAAGCGAGGUCUCCCUGGUCUCCCCUCUAUUGACGACAAGGACCGGUCCAAGUACGUGCUCCUGGCAGGCCGAAUCCUCCUGGUUGUCAUGUUCACCUCCUUCAUCCUCAAUAUGACCUGGACUAUGUCUCGAGUUCUGGUGUCCAUUGUCGGAAUUGCUGCUUGCUCCAUGGUCGUUGUUGGCUUCAAGGCCCGAGUUUCCGCGUUCCUCCUGUGCAUCAUCCUCUUCAUCUUUAACAUCACCGCCAACUCCUACUGGGCCUUCCCCGCCUCUUCUCCCGUCCGAGACUACCUCAAGUACGAGCACUUCCAGACCCUGUCCAUCAUUGGCGGUCUUCUGCUGGUUGUCAACACCGGAGCCGGCAAAAUCUCCAUUGACGAGAAGAAGAAGGUCUACUAA